Diprion similis is the source of this 1140-nucleotide messenger RNA. Its product is annotated as farnesol dehydrogenase-like. The transcript is spliced from 6 exons. The record is from RefSeq and is a predicted model, not a curated record. NCBI's taxonomy places the organism in Eukaryota, Metazoa, Arthropoda, Insecta, Hymenoptera, Diprionidae. Bases 262 to 1014 code for a protein of 250 amino acids.
AGCAUCAUUACAUCCUCAGUUCUUGUAUGCGAUCGAAUCGGUCAGUGUCUCUGCUGCGAUUAUCGGUCUAUUUCCUGUCUGAGUAAAUUGAGUGUGAGUGGUUUUUGGUUUCCUUAGACCUCACUACACAAGGAGACAUAAUUGGGCCGUAAUUCGGGAGUGAAAUCGAUAAAGUUAUCCACUUCCUUUGAUACUUUAAUUCACAUUGAGAGGAGAUUCGGAUAAAUUAAACAAAGAUUUCAAUCCGUUAAAAUUUAAGGCAUGGAGCGUUGGGCGGGACGGGUGGCCGUUGUCACAGGAGCUUCUUCAGGGAUCGGUGCUUCCAUCGCCGAAGCUUUGGCUCGGGAAGGAAUGAUCGUCGUAGGCUUAGCGAGGAGAAAAAAUCGCCUCCAGGAUACGGCCGAGGCUUUGAGUAUCGCAAAAGGGAAGCUGUAUCCGGUCCAAUGCGACGUCUCGAACGAGCAAGAAAUUUUGGAUGCGUUCAGAUGGAUCAGAGAUCAUCUCGGAGCAAUUGACGUCCUCGUGAACAAUGCGGGGGUCGCCCACUUCGCACAUAUUAUCAGCGGAGACACGGAAGGCUUUCGUCGCAUACUGGAUGUCAAUGUCUUGGCAGUGGCCAUAUGCACACGGGAAGCAGUUGCGAAUAUGCGAGCACGUCGAGUCGACGGCCAUAUAAUAAACAUUAACAGCGUAACCGGACAUGCCAUUCCGAAUCUGCCGGAUCAUCUGAGUCUCUAUCCAAGCAGCAAGUACGCAUUGACCGCCAUGACGGAAGUUGUUCGCCGGGAGCUAAUUUCCGCUAAAACGAACAUCAAAGUGACGAGUCUUAGUCCUGGACUGGUGAAGACCGAGAUUAUGGAGGCUGCAGAAUAUUGCGUGGAAAACACAGGAAGUCCCGACGCUCCGACGUUGCAGGCUAAGGACAUCUCCGAUGCGGUUCUUUACGUACUCAGCACACCGCCAAACGUUCAAAUAACAGAACUGACGAUUCGACCAGUCGGAGAACAACUUUGAGCAUCACUUCGCAGAGGAGGAAAAUUUCUUGGUGGAAUUGCGCUGCGGAAAAUGCUUCGGUAUUUUUGCUCGCCAUUUCCGUCGAGGGAAGACAAGACGAGACAAUUCGCCUUUAGAUCUAACCGU